Ahaetulla prasina is the source of this 1705-nucleotide messenger RNA. RefSeq lists its product as uncharacterized. The transcript is spliced from 3 exons. The coding region runs from base 119 to 1705 and encodes 528 amino acids. NCBI's taxonomy places the organism in Eukaryota, Metazoa, Chordata, Lepidosauria, Squamata, Colubridae. The record is from RefSeq and is a predicted model, not a curated record.
GCCGGUUUGAGGAACGGACAUCGCUGGACCUCACCAAACUGAUUCUCAGAUCAGGGCCACUAUAUUAUUUGGGCAUAUAUUCCAAGGCCUCUGAUAACCACUAGGCCUCAUUUCCAAGAUGGCGGAUCGCAGCAGAUCUCCUUCCCGGGCUUCUGCCUCGCCCUCCCAAGGACACCUUACUAGCGUGGCUCCUCCCCCUCACAAGAGCAGAUCCAAAUCAAGGGCUUCUGCCACCAAAUCUAAGUCUUCUACUUCUCUCCAAACCUCUGCUGCUGCAGAGAGAGAUGCCUCCAGAAGACAACGGGCCUUGGAUAGGCAAUUUGAUAAAGCAAAACAAAAAUUAGCAGAGGAAGGCAGGGAAACUUCUGUUCCACUAACUGAAGAUUCUCCUCUAUUAAAUCAGCCUGGAUGGUCUCCCACUAUCCCUAGUGGUUCAGGAGAAAACCAGGAAACAAUUUGUACAGUUUUUGGAGAUUCUUCUAGAGCCAUGCCUGAGCCCCCACAUCAGGCACCUUCUGCCACCUUCACUCCCACAGCAGCGGGAGUCUCCCACAGAGAGGACAGUAAUCCUGCCAUUUCUCAGGAUAUACGUCAUCUUAUCAUGCAAACCAUUUCUCAAGGCAUUGACAAUGCCUUCACUCAGAGAGGUUUCCCAGCUCCAUCUCCUUCGGGCAGCUCUGACCAAAGACCCCAUUCUGAUAGCCACCCACCCAGACUAUGCGCGCUGCGCACACGCUCUCCAACCCCUUCACACCAUAGUGAGGACUCCUUUUUGGGGGAGGAAGACAUAGCAGAGUAUAAUCUGUCUGAAGACGAAGAGUCUGCCCCAGACAAACCUGCUCCCACCGGCCUUUUUCGCCAUGAGCUUUUCUACACAUUACUACACAAGGCAAAAGUUACGGCCAACAUGGGGGUUGCCUUACGCCAAUCUGAGGGAGCUUCAGAUCCGUCAGACCCCAACAAAUUCCUCUUUACUGAACCAGUCUCAGAGCAACGGGUAAUUCCUUCACCCAAGCUCUUCUUGGACACCAUCCAACGUCAAUGGGGUCACCCUGGUGCCAUUCCUACUCCUAGUGGCUCAGACAAAAAGAUGUACAUGACGGAUCAAGAUCUUGAGGACCUCCUCAAGGUUCCUACCGUAGACACCCCAAUUGCCACUUUGGCUUCUUCCUCCAACAUUAUACCUUCAGAUGCAGCAGAAGGUCUCCGAACGGAGGACCGCAGAGCGGAACUCUCCACCCGCAAAACCCAUCAAGCGGCUGCCUGGGCUAUCAGAUCUGCCACAGCAGCCUCAUUCUUUGCUAGAACCUCUUUGAUAUGGCUCAGACAAAUGCAGGAGAGGAUUCCUCAGAUUUAUUUGCCGCCUUUAACAGGGAGGAUGAAAAGACAGCAGACUUUGAUGGGUUUCUUGGCCAAGAAACCAAAACUUGAACAACAGCCAGCAGAAGUGGAACAAAAACCAUUCCCAGUGCCACAAGCACCACCACCUGAAAACAGAGAAAGAAGCAAAUCAAGUACAGAGUCAUCUGCGAUACCCGAAAUCGGAAGAAUUCUUCCAGACUGCUGGACCAUACAACAGUACAGCUACUUCCAAGAGAAGUAUGAUGAGUUGGAAGAAACUAGGUUGCACAUACUGUACAAAACAUGGCUUCGCAGUGGAGAGCGUUAUUCAUGUGUCCAAAGAGUGGAAGCUUUUCAAGUUUGA